AUGGGCAAACCAGACGAGGACAUGGCCAAGACCGGGCCAACCCAUCUCCAAGAAUCCGCAUCGGCCAUAUCCCUGCAAACCCAGGAGCAAGAUGGAAGCGGAUCCUCGACGAUGGCUCACCUCCCUCCUCCCCCCCCUGCACCGACGGACCGGUACUUUGACGACGACGCGGCCGACGUAGGCGGCGGCGACGACGACGACCUGCCCCCUUUAUAUUCUGACCUCGAACACGGCCUCGCAGCAGAGCAGACGGUGGUGGACCCUCUGCUCCCGGCAGGCGUGGGCCCCCUGGCCGUGGCGCCGUUCAGCCGAGACGAGACGACGGGCACGGAAUACUACGUCGACCGUCGCCUGGACACGGACGCCAUCUUCCUGGCGUCGCACGUGCGGCAUCUGGCCAUGCUGCCGCCGCGGCCGUUUGUCCACCUGCGCGGCACGCACACGGAGACGAAGCGCAAGUCGGACAGCAAGACGGAGCAGCAGCAGGUGAUCGAUUUUGACGUGCGGGUCGAGCUGACGGACCUCCUGUACGCCGACCUGUCCGCGCGCACCCCGCAGCGGCGCCAGGUGCUCGCCGCGGGGACCAUGGAGAAGGUGCGUCGGGGCACCGUCUUCCCCACCCGCGCCCAGGGCUUCGGCGGCAAGGGGUACAGGGCCGAGGACCGCAGCCCCGAGUCCGACCUGCUGGACGACUGGUGCCGGCACUUCUGCUCGUCCAAGGCCGGGCUCAAGACCUUCUCGGUGGAGCGCCGCGUCGUCGGCUUCGACUUCGACGCCCUCCGCCCGAAGCUGGAGUCGCUCGUCCGCCGCACCAACUACCGCGGUUCCCUGACGGUCGACUUCCCCCUCCUCAACUCCCACGCUCACAUCUACAAUGACUGCCGCUCCAACCGCUGGCGCCUGACACGGUGGAUCGUCGUCGUCUUCACCCUGACCCUGCUCAGCCUCCUCACCUGGCCCUGGCUCUUCUUCCGCACCGCCCGCUGGGAGGUCAUCGGCAUCGAGUGGCUGGUCGGCGACGGCGGUACCAGCCCCGGCAGGCGCUCCCAGGCCGAGGAACGCUGGUACAACCUCUGGGCUAGGCCUAUCCAGCGUGCCGUCCUCUCCCGCAGGCAGGGCACCCUCAACCAGGCGGACCUGACGGACAGUCUGGACCCCCAGCCCGAGCAGCGCACCGGGAUGGCUGGGGCUGUGCAGGCUGGCGUUGAGGCCAUGGGCGUCGUCAAUCGGUCUUUUGGCUGGGGAGGAAGUACUUGA
Geosmithia morbida is the source of this 1257-nucleotide messenger RNA. RefSeq lists its product as uncharacterized. The coding region runs from base 1 to 1257 and encodes 418 amino acids. Lineage: Eukaryota; Fungi; Ascomycota; Sordariomycetes; Hypocreales; Bionectriaceae. The transcript has a single exon. The record is from RefSeq and is a predicted model, not a curated record.